CACUAAGAAUAAACAAUGAAACUAACUCGGAAACUUGUUCUCGCUCGGGCCAAAGCGUCAGAUCUCGAAAGCGUGAAAAAAUUGAACUGCUGGGGUUGCAAUCUGACUGACAUAUCAAUAUUCUCCGAGAUUCCUAAUAUUGAGGUUCUAACUUUAAGUGCCAAUAAAAUCUCCUCUCUGGAACACAUCACAAACUGUCAGAAUCUGACCGAGCUGUAUUUAAGGCGGAAUGACAUUCAAAAUCUGUCUGAACUACGGCACCUAAAAAACCUGGCCUGCCUUAAGGUUCUGUGGUUGGCAGAGAACCCGUGCUGUGAGAUCGACCCAGUGAAGUACCGUCUGACUGUGCUGAGAACCCUGCCUGGCCUACACAAACUGGACAAUCAGGCUGUGACUGAAGAAGAGCUUGCGCUUGCUUCAGACGAAGGAGAGGAAAUCGUCACCCCUCCAGACCCCACAUCAACUUGUUCCACCAAUGGGCUCACAGAAGCAGACUCGGAGAGUGACCCCUUAAAUUUCAGUAUGGAAGAGACCAAUAAAAUCCGUGCUCAGUUGGGGAUGAAGCCGUUGCCUCGAGAUAAAUUUCCAUCAUUUUCUUCUCCGAGAGAAGCUGGAGCACCCGUAAAGAAAAAAAGCCACACUCUGGAAGCCGUGCUGUUACUCCUGAAGGAUCUGAACAUGGAGGAGCUCAAAAUGGUCCAACGUGCUACAGAGAACAAACUCAAAGCUUGCAGUCGACAAAAAGAGAAACAGAAAAUCCAAGUUACUGAGCACUGAACGUACACUUUUACAGUACGCAGAACAAGCAGCAGUGUAACCGAACAGCUAGAAAUCUGUCAUUAAAAAAAAACUAAAAUUUA
Messenger RNA from Trichomycterus rosablanca, 860 nucleotides. It is a transcript of the gene cfap410, whose product is annotated as cilia and flagella associated protein 410. Gene Ontology annotation, molecular function: protein binding. The transcript is spliced from 7 exons. Lineage: Eukaryota; Metazoa; Chordata; Actinopteri; Siluriformes; Trichomycteridae. Gene Ontology annotation, cellular component: U4/U6 x U5 tri-snRNP complex. Gene Ontology annotation, biological process: mRNA splicing, via spliceosome; cytoskeleton organization. The coding region runs from base 16 to 777 and encodes 253 amino acids. The record is from RefSeq and is a predicted model, not a curated record.